AUGUUUUCUCCAUCAGACGAAGAUAUACACCAGGUUAUGGAUCGAUGUUCUGGGUGCUCCAAAGAUGACGCAUCCGGUUGCCUUCAGAGUUGUGAAAACGACGUAGAAAAGGCGGUUCAGAAAUUUGAAGAAAUCAAGAACUACCUUUCACCGGAGGCCCCGCCUAGUAGCGACGACAGCACACCGAGCCAGUCGAGCAAUGACUACAACCACGAGGAUCAACCCUCAAUGCCAAACCUACCGGUCCUUUCCGCUCCCAAUGAAUUUACCAACAACGGUCAUCGUGUGUUGGCUGGCAAGUCCAAUACAGACGACGUCCGAAACCAUUCGAGAUGUUACGAUGUGGAGAGCUUGGCGGCAAACGUGAAUGCCGACAUUGAGGGAUAUCCCACGAUGUUUUAUAUAAUUUCGACCAAUGACAUUGACAUUAUACACGAAUGGAUAAAACACGGGCGCGAUCCUAAUGCGGCGUGGGGACCAAAUGCUUUCCCUCUUGUUGUCUUUAUCGACGAGUUUGAAAAGACGAGCCAGGAGAUCCACAACACAUUGUUGAUACCUUUCGAAGAGGGACGUUAUGAGGAUCGCCGGACUAGAAGACCGAUUGACUGCUCUAAGACUAUCUGGAUUCUCGCAACGAAUAAACUCGAUGAUACAGUUAUACCCAUACCAGGCCUUGGCCAGUCGAUACCGGCUAGGCGACUGGGGUCCCCAAGUGCCCAUCCUUUGCUUAGUACAUUGAAAUGCGAUCUAAGACUUGUGGUAACAAGAAGAAUUGGCUGGUGCUGGAGUGCCAAAACGGCACGAGGGGGCCAAUGA
Molecule: messenger RNA, 816 nt
Organism: Hypoxylon trugodes
Lineage: Eukaryota; Fungi; Ascomycota; Sordariomycetes; Xylariales; Hypoxylaceae
Exons: 5
Coding region: 1-816 (271 amino acids)
Molecular function (GO): ATP binding; ATP hydrolysis activity; protein binding
Source: RefSeq, a predicted model, not a curated record